UCCAUAUCCCAUCAAUAGUAAUGCCAGAACGCAAGUGACAUGAUCGAGCAAAGUUUCUCUAAGUUUUUAAAAGAAAUGGAAUAUGAUAUGGUCAUUCGGGAUCCAAGGUAACUAAAAAUUUUUUCGAAAAAGCCUUCAAAAAACUUCUAACCAACUGUUAGAAAGAAUUGAACUUGGUAUAGCUAAUAAUGACAACUAUCCUCAACAUAUGAUAAAAUAAAAUUAAAAAUAUCUCCAAAUCUUUAUACUAUUUUUUAACAAUAUGGCAACUUUCGGUCAGACCUAAGUAUUAUUUUUUAUCUUUGACAUUUUUGAAUAGAACACUUGUAUUAUCGAUAUUGAUUCAGUGCAAAUAAAUAUGCUGCAUCUAAUUAAUGAAAUUCGAUUAACAAUCACAAUUUGUUUUUAAGAGUACUUAUUAAUAAUAGAAUGUAAAACACUUAUUCAAAAAUGUCGAUUAAUAUUUUUCCAAAAUAAUAGGAGAUAUUUUCUUGUUAAAAGAUAAUUUUCAUGAAUAUUGUCUCUAAAACGAACCGAUAUUUGUUGAUAAAAAGAAAACUUUAAUUUAAAUCCUGAAUGAUGAUGAUUAAUAUGUGCAUUAAACAGACAAUAAAUCCAAUGGAUCCAAACAAAAAUCUUUGCUCUAAACGAAAUAAACGAUUCACAAUUUAAGAAUUUAUUUCUGAAAAAAAUCAUGACAAAAAACCUUCUUGAUGAUCACGAAAUAUCAAUGUCAAAUAAAUAAGAAAAGACGCAAUGUGUACAGCUGACGUCAUUUGAUUUAUUCACACGCUUAUGCCUAACACAAUCGUCAUGAUAGAUUUUUUGAUCGUCUCUACGAUAAUUAUGAAAUGAUUAAUAUUCAUCGGAGAAAAAAAUCUCAAGGUGAAUCUUAAAAUAGAUAAGAACGAAUAAAAGAAACGAUGUUUAUAAUAUGGUCAUGUCUUUAAUUAAUGAAAACUAUAUAAGAUAAAUGAAAAUGAUCGAUAUACAAUACACAGAUAUAUUCUUAAAGGUAAUUUUUAUUUGUAUAUUAGAAUAAAAACUGAGUUUUGUAUUCUUUUUAUGUAUUAGAUUAAAAUUGUUUAAAAAUGUUGAAAUUAUUUGUUAUUAGUUCGACUAUUUUAUUAUCCAUUGUUGUCGAAUGUCGACCAGAGAAGCUUCCAUUAGAAGCUAGUUGUCUAAGAGAUACAUCAACUUGUACGUCUUCAAAACAAUGUUGUAGUGGAAUCUGUUGUGAUGAAAAGUGUAUGAAAAGACCAUGUAGACAACCGCUUGAAUCAUGCAAUAACUCUACUGAUAUUUGUUGUCCUGGACAAAUAUGUGGAAAAUACUCGAAAACAUGUUGUCGAUUAAGUAAUGAAACAGCGUUAUCAUCAUCUGAAUGUUGUGUUCAACCAGCGAUACCAAGUGGACGUGUAUUCAUAUGUCCCUGUAGUGGACAUGCACUACCUUGUAAAAAGAACAAAGAUUGUUGUUAUAAUAUGCAAUGUUCAACAGCAUAUCCUCAAUUUGGACCUAUUUGUUUAUAA
Molecule: messenger RNA, 1532 nt
Organism: Rotaria sp. Silwood2
Lineage: Eukaryota; Metazoa; Rotifera; Eurotatoria; Philodinida; Philodinidae
Source: the annotation of a GenBank genome assembly